Clupea harengus (Atlantic herring) is the source of this 6121-nucleotide messenger RNA. RefSeq names its product thrombospondin 1b (gene thbs1b). The record is from RefSeq and is a predicted model, not a curated record. Gene Ontology annotation, molecular function: calcium ion binding; protein binding. Gene Ontology annotation, biological process: cell adhesion; negative regulation of angiogenesis. Gene Ontology annotation, cellular component: extracellular region. NCBI's taxonomy places the organism in Eukaryota, Metazoa, Chordata, Actinopteri, Clupeiformes, Clupeidae.
GGAGACGCGUUCUUAGGAAUGUCAUGAAACUAUUUAAAUAGCACUUUGUUGCCCGUGUUUUUUAGAAUGGUUAUAGCCUCUUAAACAAGACAGAAGAAACAUUCAGUGAGCUGAAAUUGAAUGAAAAGGGAAUUUUUCAGAAGUAACCAACAUUAAUUCUGGGGCUAAAACACAUUGGGUUUAUCAUUUGAAACAUAAGGAUUACACUACCAUUGCGUUUUGGAUUGUACUGGUUUUUUUUUAUCGCAGAUUUCUCACAACAGGGAGCGUACAGGUGCUGAAAUGAAGUUAACAGGAAUAUUUUUGCUACUGAUGCUUUGGCGCUCUGAGAGCGCAAGAGUUGCAGAGACUAGAGACGACAACAAUAUGAUGGACCUGUUCGAGCUAGUCCAAGUUCCUAAGAAAAACCAUGGGGUCUCCCUGGUGAAAGGCGACGACCCGUACAGCCCCGCCUACAAGAUCUUGAACCCCGACCUGAUCCCCCCGGUCCCCAAGACCUCCUUCAGGGACCUAAUCGACUCCAUUCACGCGGAGAGAGGAUUCCUUCUCUUGGUCAAUUUCAAACAGUUCAAGCGGACCAGGGGCAGCCUGUUGACCAUUGAGAAGCAAGACGGCUCCGGACCCAUUUUUGAAAUAGUUUCCAAUGGCAAGGCCAACACUCUGGACAUUGUUUAUUCUACGGAGAACAAGCAACAGGUUAUGUCCAUUGAAGAUGCGGACUUGGCAACGGGACACUGGAAAAACAUCACUCUCUUCGUCCAAGAGGACAGGGCUCAGUUGUAUGUGGGUUGUGAAGAGGUGAAUACAGUUGAGCUGGACGUUCCUAUCCAGAACAUCCUAAAUAAAGACACUCCUGGAUAUGCUAACCUGAGAAUCGGCAAAGGAGCGGUGAAAGACAGGUUCAUGGGUGUGCUCCAGAACGUGCGUUUUGUGUUUGGAACGACUCUGGAUGCGAUCUUAAGGAAUAAAGGCUGCCAAAGCACACUUCUGAGUGACCUGAUAACCCUGGACAAUCCUAUCAAUGGCUCCAGCCCAGCGAUCAGGACAGAUUACACUGGCCACAAAACAAAAGAUCUUCAGAUGAUUUGUGGCUUCACCUGUGAUGACCUGGCUGCCAUGUUCAAGGAGCUGAAGACGCUCGGGGUGGUGGUGAGAGAUCUGUCAGACCAGCUCAAUAAAGUGACGGACCAGAACCGACACCUCUUGGCCAGCAUCAACAUCAGCGCCGGCGUCUGCCUCCACAACGGUAUUGUCCACAAGAACAACGACGAGUGGACCGUGGACGACUGCACCGAGUGCACUUGUCGGAACUCUGCCACCGUGUGCCGCAAGAUCUCCUGCCCUCUCAUUCCCUGUGCCAAUGCCACCGUGCCCGAUGGGGAGUGCUGCCCUCGCUGUGGUACCCCGAGGGACUUUGCUGACGACGGCUGGUCCCUGUGGUCUGAAUGGACCCAUUGUUCCGUGUCCUGCGGACGGGGCGUGCAGCAGCGCGGGCGCUCCUGCGACCGCAUCAAUAACAACUGCGACGGCACGUCAGUGCAGACGCGCGACUGCUACCUCCAGGAGUGUGACAAGCGCUUCAAACAAGAUGGUGGCUGGAGCCACUGGUCUCCCUGGUCCUCCUGCUCUGUCACCUGCGACAACGGGGUCAUCACCCGCAUCCGCCUCUGCAACUCCCCCACGCCUCAGAUGGGGGGCAAAGAGUGUGAGGGAGAGGGCAGGCAGACGGAGAAGUGCCAGAAAUCACCCUGCCCAAUCAAUGGAGGCUGGGGACCGUGGGCGCCCUGGGACACCUGCUCGGCGACCUGCAAUAGAGGUUUGCAGAGCCGCAAGCGUCUCUGCAACGACCCCGCGCCCAAGUUCGGGGGCAAAGACUGCGUUGGUGACGGCAAGGCCAGUCAGGCAUGCAACAAGCAGGCCUGCCCUGUUGAUGGCUGCCUAUCCAACCCCUGCUUUGCCGGCGCCCAGUGCACCAGCUUCCCAGACGGCUCCUGGAAGUGCGGCAAGUGCCCGAAAGGCUACACUGGCAACGGCAUCAAGUGCAAAGACAUCAAUGAGUGCAAGGAGGUUCCUGACGCUUGCUUUGAGUUCAACGGCGUCCACAGGUGUGAGAACACCCAGCCCGGCUACAACUGUCUGCCCUGCCCCCCGCGCUACUCCGGGCCUCAGCCCUUCGGUAAGGGUGUGGAGGAGGCUGCUGCCAAAAAGCAGGUUUGCACACCUCGUAACCCCUGUGUGGACGGCACCCAUGACUGCAACAAGCACGCCCGCUGCAACUACCUGGGCCACUUCGCCGACCCCAUGUUCCGCUGCGAGUGCAAGCCUGGCUUCGCCGGCAAUGGCCACAUCUGUGGAGAGGACACUGACCUGGACGGCUGGCCCAACGCUGACCUGGUCUGUGUGGAGAAUGCCACAUACCACUGCAAGAAGGACAACUGCCCUAACCUCCCCAACUCAGGACAGGAAGACUACGAUAAGGACGGCGUUGGUGAUGCUUGUGAUGAUGAUGACGAUGAUGAUGGCAUUCCCGACGACAGGGAUAACUGCCCUUUCAUCUUCAACCCAAGGCAGUACGACUAUGACCGUGACGAUGUUGGAGAUCGUUGUGACAACUGCCCGUACAACAGCAACCCCGAUCAAGCUGACACGGACAACAACGGCGAGGGUGACGCUUGUGCCGUGGACAUAGACGGAGACGGCAUUCUGAAUGAGAAGGACAACUGCCCCUACGUCUACAACGUGGACCAGCGUGACUCAGACCUGGACGGAGUUGGAGACCAGUGCGACAACUGUCCUUUGGAGCAUAAUCCUGACCAGCUCGACACGGAUUCUGACCGCGUGGGAGACAAGUGCGACAGCAACCAGGACAUUGACGAGGAUGGGCACCAGAAUAACCUGGACAACUGCCCUUACAUUCCGAACGCCAAUCAGGCUGACCACGACAAAGACGGAAAAGGUGAUGUCUGUGACCAUGAUGAUGACAACGACGGUAUCCCUGACGACAAAGAUAACUGCAGGCUGGCAUUCAACCCGGAUCAACUAGACUCCGAUGGUGAUGGUCGUGGAGACGCUUGCAAAGACGACUUUGACCAGGAUAACGUGCCCGACAUCUAUGACGUUUGCCCAGAGAACUUCGAUAUCAGUGAGACCGACUUCCGGAAGUUCCAGAUGGUGCCUCUGGACCCCAAGGGCACCUCCCAGAUCGAUCCCAACUGGGUGGUUCGCCACCAGGGCAAAGAGCUGGUGCAGACAGUUAACUGUGAUCCUGGCAUCGCUGUUGGCUUCGACGAGUUCAACGCGGUUGACUUCAGCGGCACGUUCUUCAUUAACACGGAGCGUGACGACGACUACGCCGGCUUCGUGUUCGGCUACCAGUCCAGCUCGCGCUUCUACGUGGUCAUGUGGAAGCAGAUCACGCAGACCUACUGGAACAACAAGCCCACCAAGGCCCAGGGCUACUCUGGGCUGUCCAUCAAGGUGGUCAACUCGACCACAGGCCCUGGCGAGCACCUCAGGAAUGCACUUUGGCACACUGGAGACACACCAGGACAGGUGCGCACCCUCUGGCAUGACCCGAAGAAUGUCGGCUGGAAGGACUUCACUGCCUAUAGAUGGCAUCUGACACACAGGCCCCGCACUGGGCACAUCAGGGUUGUAAUGUAUGAAGGCAAAAAGAUCAUGGCAGAUUCGGGAAGAAUCUACGAUAGGACUUACGCCGGUGGAAGACUAGGCCUCUUCGUUUUCUCACAAGAGAUGGUGUAUUUCUCAGACCUCAAAUACGAAUGCAGAGACUUGUAACUUCCUGCUCGGGCAGGAAGCUCGUUGAGGAAUGCACCUUUCUGUACAAACAUGAACAUGUAUUCCAAGCAAAGUCCAGGGACAGGAUUUUUUAAUUUUUUUUAUUUUAAUUAAAAUUUUUCGCUACUCUUUAUUCUGCGGCACGCACACUGGUGGAGCGAACCCGGCGAGUGUGGCCAGCUUCGGCAGAGAGAAACUGAGGCGGGGUGUGGGACCGAGGCUGGACUGGCUGGCUGGCUGAAUGCCAGCUAAAAACCAGGACCCCUCCACCGAGAGCAGGUAGAGCAGGAACGAAACAAAAAAAGGCCCCUCCCAUCCCAUCCCUCCCCACCCCUCCAUGCUUUGCUUGGUCGGGAGACCCAUCUCUCUCAGAAAGACCUCGUUCAGCUCUGUGUGGGAAGAGAUCCCUGCAGACAACUAUGCACUUCAAAAAACUUUCCAUCUCUCUCUUUCUCUCUCUCUCUCUCUCUCUCAUCUUGCUCUUUGUGGAUGUAUGGGUGAAUGGAUGAAUGGAUGGAUAUAUGGAUGGAUGCAUGGAUGGAUGGAUGUUACAAGAUAUAGUGUGACCAAACUGCCUGUAGGUCUUUGUUUUCUUGGUUGUUUUUUUUAAGAUUUCUGUAAGAUUUUAUUUUAAGGACAAAUUUCCUCAAAGGAUGGAAGAGAAGGCAGGUUGGGCCUUUGAAUGAACCGUUGGACAGUUGAGAUGGACUGAAAGCAUGUAGAUGGAGCUUAGAGUGUGUGUGCUUAUGAGUGUCAGAGAACUCCAAAGUCAGUGUAAAAAGGACAGUAUGCUCAUAUCAAAGUUAUUAUGAUGAAACACUUUACUAAGUCCAGCUUUUUCAUGCAGGAUUUGCUCCAACAAAGAAAACAGCAAAUUUGAAAUGAAAAAAUGAAAACGUAUUUUGUUAAGUGGCCUCUGUAUUGAGGUUUGAAGGUAAUGCUCUUAUUCCAUGGCUGGCAGUGAGACCGGUGGGCAUAGAAUACUCAGGGCAAGAUGGUCAGCCACCAUCUUAGUUUUCUCCAAACUAUCCAUCCUAUGACAACAUGGCAGGUCAAAGAGAAGAGGGCAUGGACAGAGAACCUCGAGACAGCACCAGAUGGCCAUUAGCAAUGCUAUGUUAAGCUAUGCUAUGCUAAGCAAUGCUAUGUUAAGCAAUGCUAUGCUAAGCAAUGCUAUGCUAAGCAAUGCUAUGCUAUGUUAAGCAAUGAUAUACUAAGCAAUGCUAUGCUCAUGUAAAAUAGGAUCUAUCUCCAAACUGAGGGUGUUUAGAAUGCAAACCAUGAAAACCAUUUGAAUCUGAGAAGGUGAGUCAGCCCAACAGCCCAUUAAAAGAAGGUGAGUCUGCACCUAACAGUUCAUUAAGGAGCUUGCUAGGUAGACCUAAAGUGCAGAGGGAUUCAGCUUUCAGAGUCAGUGAACAAUCCCUCAAUGUUGUUGAGAGUUGUUGAAUUUUGUUAUUUAAUUAUUGUACAUUUUCCCCCUGCUCAUUUGAAUCUUAUCUAGGAGAGAUCUAUCGACAGUUUAGGUUAAAACAAACAGUUUAGGUUAUAACCAACAGAACAAGGCUCUGUCCAUUUCCUUCCUCUCUCGGAGCAACAGCUUUCACGACUCUCCAGAAAGUGCCUUCCUCACUGGGGGUGACCUGUGUGCCUUUUCUAUAGAAAGAGAUAAAGGAAAAAAAUUACUUUUGAUGUACAAAUAUUACCUCAUAGCUGUUGUACAAUUUGAUCAGACGAAAACCCUAAGUACUUUUCUUUUUUCCUCAAAGACACACAAAUCACACAAAAACUGUUCUAUUGCUACUGUAAAUAGUAUGACUUUAUUUUCUUCAGAACGAAAUACUCCUUCUCUGUACCGCCGCCUCCCCCUGCACCGUAACUAAGAGUUUUUUUAAUCGAUUCUUUUGCCAGUACUUCCAGUGUCUAGUACUUUUAUAAGAGUAAGUUAUUGUUCUGUUGGUCUUUUUUUCUGUUUUAAGACAUUGUGACAUAUGUGUGUGUAUCUGUGUGUGCGAUAAGUAUGUAUGCGCCUGUGUGUGUGUGUGUGUGCGUGUGCGUGUGUGUAGAUAAAUGCUAUUUAAAUAAUUUAUCGGGGAAUGCCGCCUCUGGAGGCCUCUCCGUCUGUAUAAACGGUUUGCACACUGACGUGAGGAUGUUCUGUUCUUUAUUGUUUUUUUUUUGUUUUCUUGUUGUUCUUUUGUGUACAAUUAGUGUUGCUUGUCUGUAAACAUUUUUACUUAGUUGUAUAAUGCGAAAUGUUAUUUUUACCCAUAGCAGUUAUUUUGGUACAUACUUCUGAACAAUAAACAGAUGUAAAGCCUCA